AUGACUUCCGAGAUGCCGCACUCAGUUACGCCGGAAUCGACGCCCGCAGAGGAGUCCUCAGCGACAGUGUCCCAAACGGAUGCUAUCAAACCCGAGCCGGAGACGCAAGAUGUUGCAAUGGAAGACGCACCCACAGCCGCCGCGGUAGAGAAGCCCAAGGUAAACCUCGAGGAGCUCUUCGACGAUGAAGAUUCAGACGAAGAGUUUCCUUCGAGCGCGCCGGUGCCUAGGUCGCAGGAGGACGCCUCGCAACCCGCACCAAUCAAGAUCACAUCCAAAUCCUCCUUCUCCGACCCAGACGUCAUGCGCGCAUUCUACCAACGCCUGUUCCCCUUCCGUCCCCUCUUCCAAUGGCUCAACCAUUCCGCAACACCCAGCAACGACUUUGCACACCGCGAAUUCGCCUUCACCCUACCCAACGACGCAUACCUACGAUACCAAUCUUUCCCAACAGCCGAUCUCCUGCGGAAGCAAUGCAUAAACAUGCUGCCCUCACGUUUCGAAAUCGGUCCCAUGUACAGCACAAACCCAAGAGAUAGGAAAACACUGCGGAAAGCGAGCUCGUUCCGCCCGUUGAUGAAAGAGCUGGUCUUUGAUAUCGAUAUGACGGAUUACGACGACAUCAGAACAUGUUGCACGGGUGCGAGCAUCUGUCUCAAGUGCUGGGGCUUCAUCACAAUGGCCAUCAAGACCAUCGAUGUUGCUCUACGGGAAGACUUUGGCUUCAAACAUAUCCUCUGGGUGUAUUCCGGUCGUCGAGGAGCCCACGCCUGGGUCUGCGACAAACGAGCCCGAGAAAUGGACGACCAAAAGCGCCGCUCCGUAGCCGGCUAUCUCGAACUACUCAAAGGAGGAGACCAGGGCGGCAAGAAGGUCAACGCGCGACGACCUCUACAUCCUCAUCUCGAGCGCAGUCUGGCUAUCCUGAAAGAGCACUUCCAGACCUCCAUCCUCGCUGAACAAGAUCCCUGGGCCGCGGAAGAAAAGUCCGCGCACCUCCUCGACCUCAUCCCAGACCCCACGCUCAGAGCAGCACUGAAGAAGAAGUGGGACUCUGCGCCCUCCCGCCCCAGCGCAUCGAAAUGGGCCGACAUUGACGCGUUAGCCAAAUCUGGCGCCUUGUCAAAGACACCCAAAGACCUCCUCGAAGCCAAGCAAGACAUCAUCCUAGAAUACACAUACCCCCGCCUCGAUGCCGAAGUCUCCAAGAAACUUAACCAUUUGCUCAAGUCGCCAUUCGUAAUUCACCCCGGAACAGGACGUGUCUGUGUUCCAAUCGACACAAGGACCGUGGAGGAUUUCGAUCCGUUGAGUGUACCAACAGUCACGCAAUUACUCCAGGAGAUCGACGAUUGGUCAGGCGAAGAAACCGACAAGAAGAUACAGGACUGGGAGAAGACGAGCUUGAAGCCAUACGUGGACUACUUCCGACGGUUUGUCGCGGGCUUAGUGGACGAGGACAAACCAGCGCUGAAGAGGGAAAGAGAAGAAGGCGCCGAUGCCAUGGAAUUCUGA
Alternaria novae-zelandiae is the source of this 1515-nucleotide messenger RNA. RefSeq lists its product as uncharacterized. The transcript has 2 exons. The record is from RefSeq and is a predicted model, not a curated record. Gene Ontology annotation, biological process: DNA replication, synthesis of primer. Gene Ontology annotation, cellular component: alpha DNA polymerase:primase complex. Lineage: Eukaryota; Fungi; Ascomycota; Dothideomycetes; Pleosporales; Pleosporaceae. Bases 1 to 1515 code for a protein of 504 amino acids.